AGCAAGCGGGGGCAAACCAGAUUCCCUCUCCCUCAGUUUUCAUUUUCUUUUAGGAGCUGGCAGCGAGAAGUCCAAGUCGUGCGCAGGCUGAGAACGUGAUAUCUUUUCUGUUUUGUCACAGCUGCUGUUGUUGUUAGUGCUGCACACAGAGGUGAUGGCUGAGCUGGAUCUCCUCUCCACACCCCACAACAUUCAGAUCAGCGAGCUGACCUGCGACUCCUUCCGUAUCGCAUGGGAAAUGGCCCAUGAAGACACUUCCCGAGUGACGCAUUAUUUCAUCGACUUAAGACGUAAAGAGGGCGGCGAGCUGAAUCGAUUUAAGCACAGAGAUGUCCCAACCAAACUUGUGGCGAAGGCAGUACCAUUGCCAAUGGCUGUGAGAGGACACUGGUUCCUGAACCCUCGAACUUACUACUGUGUAGCUGUACAGACUGCAAUCAGACAGCCUGAUGGAGACUACCAAGUGUCUGAAUGGAGCCAAGUAGUGGAGUUCUGUACUGGAGAUUAUGCCAUGGAACAUCUUCAGCAGCUCUUAGACAAAGCUCAGGCAACUGCUGGAAGACUUCUCAAGUUCUCUGUGUUCUAUCGCAAUCAGCAUCCUGACUACUUUCACUACGUGAGGUCUAAGUGUGGGGGCGCAAUGCUGCCAUCUUUCAAAGACAACAGUGGAAGUCACGGCUCCCCCAUCAAUGGCAAGUUGGGUGGCGUCUUCCUCAGCUGCAACACGGAAUUUGACACAGGUCUCCCUCCAAAGGACUCUCCGUACGGCCCUUUGCGCUUUGAGAUUCCUGCUGAACGUCUCCUCAACCCGACUACUAACCUCUACUUCGCUGACUUCUACUGCAUGUACACAGCGUACCAUUACGUAGUGCUGGUGCUGGCCCCUGCUGGAUCGGAGGGGGAUUGCUUUUGCAAGCGUAGCCUCCCGUUACUGGACCUCGCAAACAAUCCCUUCCUGACAUACACUCCUGGAGAAGAAUAUGUGUUCUGUCAUGCCAGUGAUGUCAUACUGGAGGUGUUGUUCACAGAGCCCAUGUGUUUAGAGCACGGCAUCUUGACUCAGAUCAGUGGACACCACCAGCUCAUGAGCCUUUCUACUGCUAAUGCUAAAAAAGACCCAAGCUGUAAGGUGUGCAAUAUCAGUGUAGGCCGCUGAACUCUAAAUGAACACCCGGAAGCAUUUAUUGAAAAUAGAACCAGGUAACUGGAUAAUGAAUUGUAAUGAGGACUUCUGGUGGUGGUCUAAAAAUGGAAAGUUCUUGUUAGAGUUAAGACUUAAAAUAGACUACUGCAUGGGGGUCAUUUAAUGAGAGUUAUUUAACUGUUUUAGUUGGAAUGAAUAAGCUCAUGUCCUGAUUGUAGCUGUUAUGAAACCAAGCCAUAAAGAAUCUGAAAUACUUAUACAAGAAUAAUUCAGCCAGAAGUGAAAUGUAUUUGCAAUCAUGUCAUUCUAAAUUGUAUUUUGCAGAAUAUCCAUAUCAUUUAUACUGUCAAGCAACCAAACAUUAAAAACAUACAAUAAAAGUUACUGUUUUUUUAUAAUGUGAAAGUAUCAUAUCUAAGUAGGGCUGUCACGAUUAUAAAAUUUGGCUAACGGGUAAUCUUCUAAUAAAUCAUGGCGAUUUUAACGGUUAA
This is a messenger RNA of Triplophysa dalaica, 1635 nucleotides long. RefSeq names its product phytanoyl-CoA hydroxylase-interacting protein (gene phyhip). The record is from RefSeq and is a predicted model, not a curated record. The transcript has 5 exons. Gene Ontology annotation, cellular component: cytoplasm. The coding region runs from base 155 to 1156 and encodes 333 amino acids. Lineage: Eukaryota; Metazoa; Chordata; Actinopteri; Cypriniformes; Nemacheilidae. Gene Ontology annotation, molecular function: protein binding.